UCGCCCUCUCGCCCCAGCCCUGCGAGCCAUGGAGGAGGCCGAAGCCGACUGCGCCGUAGCGUUCGCCGAGGCCCAGAGAUGGGUGGAGGCAGUAACAGAGAAGAAUUUUGAAGCAAAGGAUUUUCGAGCCUCUCUAGAGAAUGGUGUUCUGUUGUGUGAUUUGAUUAAUAAGCUUAAACCUGGUGUCAUUAAGAAGAUCAAUAGACUGUCCACACCAAUAGCAGGUUUGGAUAAUAUAAACGUUUUUUUGAAAGCUUGUGAACAGAUUGGAUUGAAAGAAGCCCAGCUUUUCCAUCCUGGAGAUCUACAGGAUUUAUCAAAUCGAGUCACUGUCAAGCAAGAAGAGACUGAUAGAAGAGUGAAAAAUGUUUUAAUAACAUUGUACUGGCUGGGAAGAAAAGCACAAAGUAACCCCUACUAUAAUGGUCCAUAUCUUAAUUUGAAAGCAUUUGAGAAUCUUUUAGGACAAGCUCUGACUAAGGCACUUGAAGACUCCAGCUGCCUGAAAAGGAGUGGCAGGGACAGCGGUUACGGCGACAUCUGGUGUGCUGAGAGGGGUGAACUUCCUGCUGCUCCAGGCAACCAUAGGCGAGAAGAUUCAUUUGAAAGCUUGGACUCCUUGGGGUCUAGGUCAUUCACAAGCUGCUCCUCUGAUAUCACACUUAGGGGGGGACGUGAAGGUUGUGAAAGUGACACCGAUUCUGAAUUAACCUUCAAAAUGCAGGAUUACAAUAAAGAUGAUAUGUCCUAUCGGAGGAUUUCAGCCAUUGAACCAAAGUCUGCUUUACCAUUCAAUCGUUUUUUACCCAACAAAAGUAGACAACCAUCCUAUGUGCCGGCGCCCUUGAGGAAGAAAAAGCCGGACAAAAAUGAAGAUAACAGAAGAAGUUGGGCAAGCCCUGUCUAUACAGAAGCAGAUGGAACAUUUUCAAGUAACGAGAGGAGAACUUGGGGCACAAACGUGGAGAACUGGUCAACAGUACAAGAAACUUCAAACUCCUUUUGUUACUUGGAAGAGGAAGACGAAGAAAAGACAAGCAUACCCAAUAUUGUAAAGGAUGACCUUUAUGUGAGAAAGCUAAGUCCGAUCAUGCCAAACCCAGGGAUUGCUUUCGAUCAGUUUCUUCCCAAAUGUUGGCUCCCAGAAGAUGUGAACUGGAAAAGGAUAAAAAGGGAAACUUAUAAACCAUGGUAUAAAGAAUUUCAGGGAUUCAGUAGGAGGAAUUCAUACUCUGAGGAUGAGGAAUCAGGCUCUGGCAGAGGCUCUGCCAUUUUCAGUAGGAUGCCCAAAGCAGAGCAUAGGCUAGACAGCAACUACCAGAGACGUUCACUCUUGAUGGAACUAGCUACCGAACAGGCCAGAAACUCACGGGACACCCAUGCAGCCAGGAGCGCUCAUGGUACUUCGGACGAGCCCAGUCAGUUUUUAUUACUUCAGGCCUUCCAAACAUAUUCUGACGACAUCUUGUCUUCUGAAACAAAUAUCAGAAUUGAUCCCACUGCUGGCCCAAGGCUCGUAACACGCAGGAAGAAUCUCUCUUAUGCACCAGGGUCUAGAGGAGGUGAUCUUGAGAUGUCAGCCCUGGAUCCUGACUUAGAGAAUGAUGAUUUCUUUGUCAGAAAGACUGGAGCUUUCCACGCCAAUCCAUGUGUUCUCCGGGCUUUUGAAGACUUCAGGUUUUCUGAGCAAGAUGACCUUGUAGAGCGAGACAUAAUUCUGCAAUGUAGAGAAGGUGAACUUGUACUCCCAGAUCUGGAAAAGGAUGAUAUGAUUGUCCGCCGAAUUCCAGCACAGAAGAAAGAGGUGCCUCUGUCGGGGGCCCCAGAUAGAUACCAGCCCAUCCCUUUCCCGGAACCCUGGACUCUUCCGCCGGAAAUUCAAGCAAAAUUCCUCUGUGUACUUGAAAGGACAUGCCCAUCCAAAGAAAAAAGCAAUAGCUGUAGAGUAUUAGUUCCUUCAUAUCGUCAGAAGAAAGAUGAUAUGUUGACUCGUAAGAUCCAGUCUUGGAAGAUGGGCACUCCUGUGCCUCCCAUCAGCUUCACCCCAGGUCCCUGCAGUGAGGCGGACUUACAGAAGUGGGAGGCCAUCCGGGAGGCCAGCAGGCUUAGGCACAAGAAACGGCUGAUGGUUGAGAGACUCUUUCAAAAGAUUUAUGGUGAGAAUGGAAGUAAGUCCAUGAGUGAUGUCAGCGCGGAGGACGUACAGCACUUGCGUCAGCUGCGUUACGAGGAGAUGCAGAAAAUGAAGUCACAAAUGAAAGAGCAAGAUCAGAAAUGGCAGGAUGACCUUGCAAAAUGGAAAGAUCGCCGAAAAAGCCACACUUCGGAUUUGCAGAAGAAAAAAGAAGAGAGGGAAGAAAUUGAAAAGCUGGCACUUGAGAAAUCUGAGAGAAGCUCCAAGACAUUUAAAGAAAUGCUGCAGGACAGGGAAUCCCGAGAACAAACAUCUACAAUUACAUCAAGGAGAGUGUAUUCUUCCGAUGAUGUAUUUAAUGAAGAAAAGCUUCCUGGGACAUUGACUAUGUCCGAAGUAAGUUACCAGAGUGGGAGAGUAGAAGAGAAGGGAACAACUUUUCCUACAGAAAUUCCCAAACAAGAUUCUACAACUUUUGCAAAAAGAGAGGACACUCUAACAGCUGAAAUUCAGCUUCCUUCUAAAACCCCUGGGGAAGAACAACGCCCAGCUUCUUUGUCCCCUCAGCGUUCGCUGCGUACACAAAUGGCGUCAACUCAAGUUUCAGCUUCUCUCCCCAGAAGUUACCAGAAAACUGAUACAGCCAGGUUAACAUCUGUGGUCACACCGAGACCUUUUGGCUCUCAGUCAAGGGGAAUCUCAUCGCUCCCGAGAUCCUACACGAUGGAUGAUAUUUGGAAGCAUAAUGGAGACGUGGAAGGUGCUAAGAGAUCUCAAUACAGUUCGCUCAGCACCUCUGUGCAAAAACCUGACCCAGGCCAGCUUGCUUCCAGCUCCUUCAGCGAAAGAGAGGCGGCGACACUGGGAGAGAGUGUGGUGAGAGUGGCUUCUCCUACGCCCCCCUUCUCAUCUCUUUCCCAGGACCAGGCUGCCACUUCUAAAGCCACCUUGUCUUCAGCAUCUGGCUCCGAUUUAAUGUCUGAGCUUGGAGAAGGGAGAAGCUCACCACAAACAGAGAUCUCAAGAUCAAAGGAUCAGUUCAGUGAUAUGAGAAUCAGCAUAAACCAGACGCCUGGGAACAGUCUUGACUUUGGGUUUACAGUAAAAUGGGAUAUUUCCGGGAUCUUCGUAGCAUCAGUCGAAGCAGGUAGCUCAGCAGAAUUUUCUCAGCUACAGGUAGAUGAUGAAAUUAUUGCUAUUAACAACACCAAGUUUUCAUAUAAGGACACAAAACAGUGGGAAGAAGCCAUGGCUAAUGCUCAAGAAACUGGAAACCUAGUAAUGGAUAUCAGGCGGUAUGGAAAGUCUGAUUGGGGCAAAGACCAGCCUUCCCUGCCAUUUAUACGGCACAAAACACUCAAUCUCACCAGUAUGGCUACCAAAAUUAUAGGUUCACCUGAAACAAAGUGGAUUGAUGCAACUUCUGGAAUUUACAACUCAGACAGAUCUUCAAAUCUAUCAAUAACGACUGAUUUCUCAGAAAGCCUUCAGAACUCUAAGGCCGAAUCCAAGGAAAUAAAUGGAAUUCGUGAUGAAAGCAAUACUUUUGAAUUAAAAGCAUCUGAACCUAUUUCUUUGAAAAACUUAAAAAGGCGAUCACAAUUUUUUGAACAAGGAAGUUCUGAUUCGGUGGUCCCUGAUCUUCCAGUUCCAACUAUCAGUGCGCCGAGUCGCUGGGCAUGGGAUCAGGAGGAGGAGCGAAAGCGGCAGGAGAGAUGGCAGAGAGAGCAGGACCGCCUGUUGCAGGAAAAAUAUCAACGUGAGCAGGAAAAACUAAGGGAAGAGUGGCAAAGGGCUAAGCAAGAGGCGGAGAGAGAGAAUUCCAAGUACUUGAACGAGGAACUGAUGGGCCUAAACUCCAACACCAUUUCUCUGACCAUGCGGGAACCCACUGUUGCCACCUUGGAAGCCACCUGGGGUGCAGGGUCCAAGUUUUCAGACAAGGUAGGCACCCAAGAAAGAGAAGAGGCGAGGAGACUGCAGCAAGAGGAAGGUGUGAAUGAGGACCAACGAAAGAAGCUGCUGGAACAACUCACUCUUGAGAAAGAAAGGGAACUGAAGGAACAACAAGAUCAGGAAGAGCGGGAGCAGAAGCAGCGUCAGGCAGAGGCUGUGGAGCAGAAGCGACGAGCAGAGGAGAAGACGCGCCAGGCAGAGGAACAGAUGCGCCAGGCAGAGGAACAGACGCGCCAGGCAGAGGAGCAGACGCGCCAGGCAGAGGAGCAGACGCGCCAGGCAGAGGAGCAGACGCGCCAGGCAGAGAGAGAGAGGGAAACGUCAGUCAAAAUAUACCAGUAUAGAAGGCCUUUUGAUUCCUAUGAUGCACCAAAGAGAGAGGAAGAAUCUCCAGGUUUGCUUCCCAGUGACAGGAAUAAAUCCAGAUCUACUACUGAGCUGGAUGACUACCCUACAAAUAAAAAUGGAAGCAAUAAAUAUUUAGACCGAGUUGGGAGCAGUAACUCAUCACAGAGGAGCUCCAAGAAGGAACAAGUCCCAUCAGAAGCAGAGCUGGAGAGACAACAAAUCCUUCAAGAAAUGAUAAAGAGAACAUCGCUUCACAAUGACAACAGCUGGAUCCGACAGCGCAGUUCCAGUGUCAAUAAAGAGCCCAUUUGUCUGCCUGGGAUUAUGAGAAGAGGUGAAUCUCUAGAUAACCUGGAUUCCCCCAGAUCCAGUUCUUGGAGACAACCCCCUUGGCUCAAUCAGUCUACAGGAGGGGUCUAUGCUUCUUCUUCUGUCCAAGACUUCAGUCGCCCACCUCCUCAGUUGGUGUCCACCUCAAACCGUGCCUACAUGCGAAACCCGUCCUCCAGCGUGCCCCCUCCUCCAGCUGGCUCUGUGAAGACCACCACCGCCCCUUCCCCCACACCACGCAGCCAUUUCUCUUCAGCUUCACCAGCAGGCUCCCAGCUGCGCAACAGGUCAGUCAGUGGGAAACGCGUGUGCUCCUACUGUAAUAACAUUCUGGGCAAAGGAGCCGCCAUGAUCAUCGAGUCCCUGGGGCUGUGUUAUCAUUUAUAUUGUUUUAAGUGCGUUGCCUGUGAGUGUAACCUCGGAGGCUCUUCCUCAGGAGCCGAAGUCAGAAUCAGAAACAACCAACUGUUCUGCAACGACUGCUAUCUCAGAUUCAAAUCUGGACGGCCAACCGCCAUGUGAUGUAAGCCUCCAUACGAAAGCACUGUUGCAGAUAGAAGAAGAGGUGGUUGCCGCUGCUGUAGAUCUAUAAAUAUAUGUUGUAUGUCUUUUUUGCUUUCGUUUCUUUCUUUCUUUCUUUUUUUUUUUUUAAAGAAUAACACUUGUUUUUUUUUUUUUUGGCCUCUUUAGAUUAUAUCAGAGCACUAUAGUCUUGGUAAAAUAGAACUGUAUUUUUGUUGUUUAUUUAUAAGAAGGUAAUUAAGUGUGGGGAAAAGUGCAGUAUUUACUUUCUGAGUUCAGGAUCUUAAAAGCACAAGGAAGAAAGAACUUCAAAAUAUUUUUGAGGCUGAUAAUGACCUAGCUUGACUUUCUUGUGGUGUUUUCAAGAGGGCUAUUUUAUUGUUGUUGUUUUUUUUUUUAAAAAAAGGUUCUGAAACAUUAUUUGAAACAGUUAAUAUAAACAUGUAAUUGCAUUUGCUCUUUUUAUUGUAAAGUAUGCUAAAUUAAUACAGAACCAUAUGGAAAAUUUCACUAAAAUCCACCCCCAAAUUUGCUUUCUAUAUCUUUCUUUUCAACUAUAUAUUAAUGAUUUUUUAAAGAGUUAUCCUAUGUAACAUUUUAUUUGCUUGAUGAGGGGAGCUCUCUUUUCUUCACCGCAAUUGUUGCUAUGCAGUUCCCAAUGGAAAACUGCUGCUUUUCAUUAAUCGUACUUUGUAUACCAAAAGUUAUCUCCAGAAACUAGUGAGCCUUUCUGUUUUACUGCAUUUGUAAAUAAACUUGCUGAUGAAUUUAA
Hipposideros armiger (great roundleaf bat) is the source of this 6062-nucleotide messenger RNA. It is a transcript of the gene LMO7, whose product is annotated as LIM domain 7. Gene Ontology annotation, molecular function: protein binding. Bases 29 to 5290 code for a protein of 1753 amino acids. The transcript has 32 exons. Lineage: Eukaryota; Metazoa; Chordata; Mammalia; Chiroptera; Hipposideridae. Gene Ontology annotation, biological process: regulation of signaling; regulation of cell adhesion. The record is from RefSeq and is a predicted model, not a curated record.